GUCUGAGUGUGGUGGGUGUGAGUGACCCUGCUAUGGAAGGACGUCCUGUCCAGGGUGGGUUCCUGCCUUGUGCCUUGAGCUGCUGAGGCCAGCCACUUUUUACUGUCAUCCAUGGAAAGGCUCUUAGUAACUGUCUCAGACUUUUGGGAUCUAUAAUUCUUUGCCAUGAUUCUUCGGAAAGUUCUUAAGCGGGAUGGAGCAAUCUUGAUUUAAGUUGUGGAAAAAGAAGACAGAUUUAUAUUCUUCAUGCUGACAAAAAAUAGUUGCUAUGACUUUUCCGGCAACGUGAACAGGAGCCAAGAGAAGCUGAACUGGUCAUGGUCUGUCGUCCAGUGUUCCUUUGUCGUCGGCGAUUUUGCCCCCGGCCCUACUUGGUGGGCUUGGUGGUGGCGAUCUGCCUCUUCUACCAGACCCUGACUCUUCGAGGGACGAGGAAGCUCACAGUCACUGUCCCUGGGGCUGCCCCAAACACACUCACUGAAAGCCAGGCAAGCAGAUGCAAGAAAGGAUUCUCUGUGGACAAACAGUGCUUCCUUCUCUCGAGCAAUGCUCAGGAAAUCAGAAAGAUCCAAGAAUUGAUCAAGACACACUUUGGCAGCCAUGGCAGAAGGGCCAUACUCUACAGACCUCCUUCCUACAGCAAAACAGAGCUUCUGCUCCACCAGCACAUUCUCACUCAGCUCCACUACACUGUUGUCAUCGCUGAAGAAGGGCUUGGUGCUGACCUUGGGCUGGAGCUGCUAGAAAAAGGUGAUUUGGGCUCUUGGGAUCUGCUCAUUUGCCUGUCUCCUAGGAAAGCUGGUGGAAAACCCUGCAUAUCUAAGGAAGACAUGUGCCAGUUAGGUGUACAUCAAAAGGUAAACAUAUUACCAGAAAUACAACAUCAGCUUUGCAGAAAGGAAGGAUUAUGUCAAAUAGUUCGAAGAUUUCCAGAACUGCAGCUUCUGGUGAACCCCUCUGUGUGUUUGGACCAGAGCACACAAUUCAAGCUGAGUACUUGGAGUCACCUUUCAAAAACAGUGAAGCCACAUAUGUGGAAACCAUGGACCUGGAGACGUGAACAGCUGGAUCAAACAACAGCCCUUGCUCCACAUGAGACCAUCUUUAGAGCCAAAGAUCUAUCUGUGAUUCUGAAAGCAUAUGUGUUGGUGACAUCCCUAACCCCUUUGCGUGCAUUCAUUCAUUCAACUGGCAUGGUUUGGGAUCCACCAAAGAAAAAACGCUUCACUGUCAAGCUGCAAACCUUUUUUGAGACAUUCCUGAGGGUCAGUUCACCUCUUCAGGCUUUUGAAAACAUGAAGGAAGCAAUUAGCAAACUCCUGCUGGCAGCUGAAGCUUUCAGUGAAACAUCUACUCUGGGACCAAAGGCCUUCGAUAAAUGCAGGUUAUGUUUUCAACUUUUAACUUUUGAUAUUGGUUUCAGAAGUUUCAGUUCCCCUGUAGUGCUCCAGGUACAUGAGCAUUUAAAUUUUCAAUAUGAUGAUAAUAUGGAUUUUGAGGACCAAAACACAGAAUUCCUUUUAAAAGACACUUUCAAUUUUCUCUUCUCUAAUGAAUCUUCCCCUUCCAUAUUCUCUGAGAUAUUUCAGAGACUUUACAGAUCAGGUGUAUUUAAGGGUGAAAACUACGAAAAGGAACGGAAUCAAUGCCUAUCUUUAGAGGAGAUUAACUCAAUUAUGACUUUCAUAAAGGAACUUGGGAGUUUGGGACAAUUCCAACUGCUCUUCCCAUCAACUUCUCCGGGGAUUCAAUCUUUGAUGCGUGAAUUUCAUGUUAUGGCACAUCCUAUGGCAAAACCUGGUUCAGUCCUGACCCAAUAUUCAUCUCUUUUCAAUGUUUUUGAGCAAUUUCAGCUCCUGAAUAAAAAGGCAGAGCUACAUCCAUUGGAAUGGAAUUCCUUCACAGACGAUGAGAACAUUGAAAAACCACAAAUGCCAUUUGAUGCAACUGAACAUAAAAAAGUUGUGAUUCCACAAAUUUUAAAUGCAACCGAAGAAGUGCAUUGCAGUAAUGAUGAAGACAUACAAUGUCAUAUCAAGCAGAUCUUCACGCAUCCACAUUUGGAACUAAGUCCUGAAUUUAACCCGAAGAUCAAAGAUUAUUAUUCUGAAGUUCCCUUUGAUGUGGUAACAGUGAUGAUCGGAGCGGAGACUUCCAGCUGUCAGUGCAAGGUGUACCUGCAUGAACGGGCAGGGCCAAGUUUUUCCAACUAUCCUCUGGGCUUAGGAGCAAACAAAAUCUCAUUGCUUGUGGUGGAUGAAUCUCCAGCCCAGGGUGAGAACCUAAUCACGUACAAGCUCACCAUCUAUCGAGAAGACCGUCCAAGUUUGCCCUUGUUUGAGGACUUCAUGGCAUGUGGUUUUGUGCAGGAUUGUGGUUUGCUGAUUCACCCGGAGGAAACCUGUGGAUUACAGCCUAUUUCUUCUGACUACAUUGAAGCCAUUUCACAGCCUCAACUAAAAAUUUGUCCAUCUGGGGACACAAAAGGCCAAUGGAUCGUGCCUUGCCUUAGUUGUUCAGAUAACAGAACCUGUGACUGGAGAGAAAUAACUUGGCAGCCCCAUAACUGCCAGUAUGGUGUCCUAACUAAGCGUCAGCUGCAGCGGUGCCUGGGAGGAAAGAAGAUUCUUUUCAUUGGCGAUUCAACCAACAGAGGGAUAAUGUACUAUCUGAUUGAAAGACUGAACGAAACCUUGCAAGAAUGGCAGAAGGUGCAUGGCACUAAACUCUAUCACAAUGUCAAUGGUGGGAAGACUUUGAUCAGCUAUUCCUACUAUCCUCAGUUCUGGAUAAGCCCUUCACUGAGACCAACGUUUGAAAAAGCACUUGAGCAUCUCUUGCAAAGAUCACGUCCUCUGGAGAAUUCGGGCCAGACUAUAUUGGUCGUUGGUGGUGUUCAGUGGCUUAAUUCCAAUCAUCUGCAAAUUAUUCACAAGGUUUUGAAGAGGGAAAACUUACUCAAUAUCCUUGUGAUCAUAAAAACUUUGGGAAUCGGAUUUCAUCUGCCAGUGGAUGGAGUGCAUUUCUUAACACAGAGUGAAGUUCAGAACUUGUGGAAAGAAAAUUUGAUUAUUCUGGAUACUGCAAAAAAAUAUGGCUAUGAAGUGGUCGACACAUUCACUAUAACAAUGGGGCGAUACAAAGAGUUUUUGCAGGGAUCCUGUGGAUGCCAUUUUCAUGAGGUAGUGAAAUCAAAGUUAUCUGAAGAAAAUCACUUUAUUAAAAUAAAACGAUCAAGAAAUCAUACAGUGGGAAAAUAUUUCAGCAAUCAAAGCAAACUGCAACAACAAGACUCCGUAAUAAAUUUUCAAUCGCCAUAUCACGUCAGAGGUCCGAUUAAUCAGGUUUGCUCUGAAAUCCUUCUCAGCAGGAUGUGUGUGAGUAAAGGAUCUGUAUAGACUCCCUGAAGGAGGACUGAAUUUGGAAUUGAAGACACACCACUAACCUGGAGGAUCAUCUAAGAACCAAAUCCUGGGUAUCACGUGUAUUUUAGAUUGAUUGCAUGCACUCAUGCACACAGGUACACAGUUACACACCAAAGCACACAUAGUUUAAAAAAAAGUAAUAACACUUUUUCCCUAUGUCUUUAUAAAGUCAAGAUGUGCACUUAAAAAUCAGUUGGUUUUUAAUGUGAAAGACAGAGCUAGAAAAAGUUUACACGAAAUAGAAUAUGAAUAAGAAGCAAUGUGGGCUAGGUAUUGCAUUGUGAUAAUAAAGGGAAAUGCAGACACUUUAAUUAUCUGGAAGAAAGCGUAAUGCUAUGAGUAUUGUGUUAUCUUCUCUAUUGGCACAAUACUGAAAAAGAUAAAAGAGCAAUUACAUUCCACUUGCAAGUAGGGAUUGCGCUUGUGUCCUUCACCAGGAGAAAACGGUGUUUGUGAUGAAUUCAGCUUUGUGAACCUAAUGCUUAUAAAAAACAUUUUUCCUAUGCUUUUUAAGUUUUAUAACUGAAAAGAAAAGAACAGGAAUGCUCCAUAAGGGAAUGCAAAUAGGUUCUAUGAGAGAGAUAAGAAGUGUAAUAUUUUACAGUUAAAACACUAGUAUAUUUAACUUUGCAUUCUGUAAUUUUCAUAAACAUUCCCUCCUACCCUGUCCCUGACCUUGUAUGGGUAACUGCAGUCUAAGUUGAUUAAAUAUGUCAUUUUAAAGUGCAAAACAAAAUAUAGUUCCUCAUGUAUUACUUUGUUUCAUUGAUGAUAUUACUUAAGAAAGCUUUGGUUUGCCAUUAGAGACCUAUAUAAUGUAAGAUUGCAAUUAUAUUUUAUGUAAAUAUUUUGCAAAGGAUUAGGAAUUCUCAAGUGCAUAGGCAUUUAUUUCCAUUAGUCAUUUGUAUAUGUCCACAAAUACUCCUAUGUUACUAGUAACUAUAUUUUUUUACU
Messenger RNA from Molossus molossus (Pallas's mastiff bat), 4379 nucleotides. RefSeq names its product cadherin like and PC-esterase domain containing 1 (gene CPED1). Lineage: Eukaryota; Metazoa; Chordata; Mammalia; Chiroptera; Molossidae. The coding region runs from base 318 to 3398 and encodes 1026 amino acids. The transcript is spliced from 23 exons. The record is from RefSeq and is a predicted model, not a curated record.